This is a messenger RNA of Alternaria rosae, 875 nucleotides long. RefSeq lists its product as uncharacterized. The record is from RefSeq and is a predicted model, not a curated record. The transcript has a single exon. The coding region runs from base 168 to 683 and encodes 171 amino acids. NCBI's taxonomy places the organism in Eukaryota, Fungi, Ascomycota, Dothideomycetes, Pleosporales, Pleosporaceae.
CGGUCGAAUACUCCGAUGUGUGUUCGACUAACAAUGACAACCUUCAUGUAAACCGCGAAGAGCUACUUGCUUCUGAAGAAAAGGUCCACGCAACGUCUUUGUUCGGCCUGAGUACAAAAGGAUAGAACAUUUGGACGUAUGCACCCGCUUGGCUUACUCAGUCGCAUAUGCUCAAGCCAUCCGUUGCAGAGCUAGUGCGCCAUGCAUAUCGCCGGGCGAGGGGCAUCGAUCCCGCCCCGGACGACGACUUCAAACCGCAGCCGCAGUGGCUGGACUUUACGCAGUUCACGCUGCAUCCGUGUCUCGAGCGCCUAUAUACCGGCGGGUUCGAGACAUAUCGUGGUAGUUGUCAUGUUUACUUGAACAGCAAUGCUCCCACUGGAGGCCUCCUUCAUCCGCCCAACUUCCCGCUUGGACCCUUGCACUCCCAUAUAGGAUCGCACUUUGUCACCGACCCACCGUGUAGUUGCAUCGGCAUCUACAUUCGGAGUGAUCAGGACGCGGAGCAUAUUGGACACUACAAUAAGCUACUGGCCCGCAUCCACAACAAGAAUGGAAUACGUGUAUCACAUCUAACAGAAAUACUGAACGCAAAUACGCUGCCAGUACUAUUGCAUUGGAGGGGCCAAGUCGAGCGUAUGCGAGACAAGUUGGCUUCUAUACAUCCCACCGUACUGGAGUGACCUUACUCAAAGCGGAAUGCCUUCAAAGUCGGUGCCCGUCCACACUUCAUACUCAUGCUCGAUCAUCAUGAGAUGCAUGGGAAUCCCAAUCUCCGCAAUCAUGUGAGCCAAGGGUCAUUUCUGAUGAGCGGUGGAGGUGUGAGUAAGUGGCGAAACGAAUGGAAAACUUUGGAUACCCCAGAGCAAUUUAUC